AUGGAAAUGGCUCAAGAAAUGAUUGAUGCCCACGACAAAAUCAUUGACGGCACCGGCGACGGGCUGCUGCGCAACGGCCUCAAGCGCCACCGCCGGCAGGUUACCGUUCUCGACCAAGCCCGGACGAGGUCGGCCGCGGCCAAAAAGAUCGAAGAACCUGAUGAAUACUUCCGCCAACGGAUCGAGAUAAUGAACCGCGAAAAGACUCUGGCGUUUGACUUCCGUCUCACGGCGCUGGCCUCAUCCAAAGAGACCAGAGCCAACGCCAUCAUUCAAAUCGUCAAGGCUGAGGACCAGCGCUUGGUGUAUGACGCGGCUGAGCCAAGGCAAGGGUGGGGUGGUCAGAACCACCCGCGCUUCCCUACAGACCACUUUCUAUCAAACGUCGAUCUCAUCAACGAAACGAGGCUACUUGAUAUCGCGAUAAAGAUGCCCAAAGGGGCACAUCUUCACAUCCAUUUCAAUGCUUGUCUGCAGCCUCAUGUGCUCCUGGGCAUAGCCAAGAACAUGGACCGCAUGUUCAUCACCAGCGAUAAGCCCUUGCCUCCGAGUGAUGACGGUAGGACAGACGAGGAGGCACGGAACGCUCUUCACGUCUGUGAGAUUCAGUUUUCCAUUUUGCCACCUGAAAAGGAGAACCCGGGCGACAUUUUCUCGCCGGAUUACGUGAAACGACAGACGAUGAAAUACUCCGAGUUCCUCAACGAAUUCCCAAAGAAGCACAACAUAGACCCAGAGAAGUGGCUCACAAAUAAACUCGUCUUCCAUGAGGACGAGGCCCAUAACGUGCUCCAGACAGUCCAGGGCGCCUGGGAGAAGUUUAAUGGCAAAACACGCAUGAUGAAGGGCCUUUUCAACUACGAAAGCGCCUACCGAAAGUACACUCAGGGGAUUCUUGAGGAUUUUGUCCGUGACAAUAUCCAGUACGCUGAGAUCCGGCCAAAUUUCAUGGAGACGAAUCAGCUCUGGACUGAUGACGGUACACGACAAAUCGAUAACGUGGGCAUUAUGAACAUAAUCAUUGAGGAGUUCGACCAGUUCCAACAAAGGACCAAUAACUCGUUUGGCGGCUUGAAGGUCAUUUACUGCACACCUCGGUCCUUCUCGAAUGAGUCUGUAGCUUUCGCGCUCGACGAAUGCUUUAGGUUUAAGAAGAAGUGGCCCAAGUGGAUCGCUGGGUUUGAUCUGGUUGGCGAAGAGUCCAAGGGGCGACCUCUGCGGGACUUUAUCCCCGAGUUCCUUGCAUUCAGAAAAAAGUGCGACGAGUCUGGCGUCGACAUUCCGUUCCUUUUCCACUGUGGCGAGACGACGCAGAUCGGCAACGAUACGGAUGGUAACCUCGUGGAUGCGCUUCUGCUCAACUCGAAACGCAUCGGCCACGGCUUUGCGCUGGCUAGGCACCCGUACAUCAUGGAGCACAUGAAGAAAAAGGGCAUCUGCCUCGAAGUGUGCCCCAUCUCCAACGAGGAACUCGGUCUUACGCCGAGAAUAACCGGCCACGCCAUGUACAACCUUCUCGCGAACAACGUACACUGCACUCUGAACUCCGAUAACGGAACCAUAUUCAGAUCAAGUCUUUCUCAUGAUUUCUAUCAGGCAAUGGUUGGCAAGACGGAUAUGACUUUGCACGGCUGGCGACAGCUUAUUGAAUGGAGCCUGGAACACUCUUGCAUGUCCAAAGAGGAGUUGGCCAUCGUGCGGACGGACUGGGAGAAGCGUUGGGAGAAAUUUCUGGAUUGGGUCAUUGCCAGACAUGGUAACAUACAGGCGUUGGAGGACGAGUCUAAGACGUAG
Molecule: messenger RNA, 1794 nt
Organism: Colletotrichum spaethianum
Lineage: Eukaryota; Fungi; Ascomycota; Sordariomycetes; Glomerellales; Glomerellaceae
Product: adenosine deaminase 2
Exons: 3
Coding region: 1-1794 (597 amino acids)
Biological process (GO): inosine biosynthetic process; adenosine catabolic process
Molecular function (GO): adenosine deaminase activity
Source: RefSeq, a predicted model, not a curated record